GCGGGAAUCUGCAAAUUGUUUUCAAUUAAAUUUUGUACCAGAAGUCGUUCGCUUGCAUUUAAAAUAUGUAAUUUUACUAAAUUAAAUCCGUUUAAUUUUUGUAUUAAAUUCUAUAUAAUCAUGAAAUUUCGUGCCGUUAUGAUAGAUACCGGUCCUAUGAGAGAGUUUUCAAAUAUAGUGUCUACUAUUUCAAAGUUAUCCAAAGAAUGUGUAAUGAGAUUAUCCGAUGAUAAGUUAUAUUUCAUAGUUAGUGAAGAUAAUAGUGGCCCAACACCACCGGUGUUGUGGUGCGAGAUCCCUCAAGACAUAUUUUUCUCUGAGUAUCAAAUGAUUGGGAUUGACGAGGAGCACAAAGAUAUUUAUUUAGGAAUUGUUUCGGCAAACUUAGCCCGGUCACUAAUGACAUUAAAAUCAGCAAAAAGUUUAAAAAUGAAAUUGACCAAGAAGCAGUGCCCUUGUUUAACAUUGGAAAUUGAAAUGCCGUCAUCAACAUCACAACAAACCCGACAAGUUACUCAUGACAUACCAGUUAUAGUAGUCCCCAGGAAACUAUGGAGCGAGUUUCAAGAGCCUAGAAUUCCACAGCCUGAUAUUUCUAUAGAACUACCAACGUUAAAGCAACUGCGAACAACAAUAGACCGGAUGAGAACAAUGAGUCCGGAAGUAGUUAUCAGAGCUUCAUCGGAGGGUAGACUCACAUUGCAAAUAAAAACUAGCAUGGCCAAGGUGUCUACAAGAUUUAAGGAUUUAAGAGUCGAGGGCUUUGAAGGACCAAUCGAUCAUUCAGAUUCCGAGACGGAGAGUCAAGCGAACGAAGAUAUGUCAAACGUGUGCUAUUGUCGAGUAGAUGCCAAGAAGUUCUCCAUAUUCCUGAGUGCCGACCAAAUAUCCCAUAAUAAAACUGUAUGUAGUAUUUUACAUAAGAAGUUGGUCAUUUUAUGUCUUCAGACCGAGGAAAAUGUGAAACUGCAGUUUUUUAUCACUGGGAUUGUAUAUUAAUGU
Messenger RNA from Nymphalis io (European peacock), 1002 nucleotides. RefSeq names its product checkpoint protein HUS1 (gene Hus1-like). Gene Ontology annotation, cellular component: site of double-strand break; nucleolus; checkpoint clamp complex. The transcript is spliced from 6 exons. Bases 121 to 999 code for a protein of 292 amino acids. The record is from RefSeq and is a predicted model, not a curated record. NCBI's taxonomy places the organism in Eukaryota, Metazoa, Arthropoda, Insecta, Lepidoptera, Nymphalidae. Gene Ontology annotation, biological process: mitotic DNA replication checkpoint signaling; telomere maintenance; meiotic DNA integrity checkpoint signaling.